AGGAGCCAACUGAAACAGAAACAAAUCCGCAGUAAUUCGCAGCGAAAGCGUGGCACUUGAAAACUCAAACAAAAACAACAACAUCACCACAAACUGGGGGAAAAAAAAACAACAAGGGCGGAGAGCGAAGGAUAUGCAGACAGAAGAGCGAGUGCAGUCGUGUGAAAAUUGUUGUAUCGAAAGUGCAUAAAAUGUGGCCCACAAACAAUUAGCGGAAUAAGCAGAGCACGGAGAGCAAAACAAAAGGCGGACUAACUACAAAAGCAAACAGGAUGUCAAGGACUUGAGCAGGGGGGGUUGUGGGGGUGACACUAGGGUGAUACAAACGGGGGGACUUUGGGCGCAUCACGAUUCGCAAGUGUCGCCAAGAUGCGUACCUACUACACGGCAAAGGACAUGCGAAAAUACGGCGACUUGAGCUAUGAAAGCAAAUACCUGCUGGAUCCGAAGUUUAUGACCAAGAGGGACCUGCAGCACUACUAUCGCUACUACAACAUGAACAAGAACCGUGGUCAGUUCAAGAAGAUUGUGAUUGUGAUCUUCUGCCUGUGCGUGUUCUCCUACCUGUGCGUGGACUACAACCUCCGGACGAAGCUGCUCCGUUUCCGCGAUGGCUUCGACUUCAUGGCCCGCCUUGAGGACCAUUACGGCGGCAAUCUGACGACGGCCUAUUUCGUGGACACGGCGGGCUGCCGGAUGCCGCACUUCGAGGUCACCGACGACACCAUUGCCCAGUUCAUGUUCAAGCCGCGUCCGUACAGCUGCAACAGGGCACUGGUCCGGACCAGUGACUCGGUGCCGGGGCAGCUGCUGCUCAAUCUAGAUGCCGGCGAACUACUCGCCUACUAUAACAUCAGCGAUCUGUCCUCCGUGAGCUGCAAUUUCACGGAGGUUAAACGCAAGUCGGACUCCGCUAACACAUACAGUCCGGCUGUGAGUUUCAAACUGGACAAAGUGGUUCAACUGCCACUUGACUCGGAGUUCAUUUGCAUGUGGUGCUAUGAUUCCUUGGACAGGCUUUUCUACAAAGACUGCCACUUUUUUGCGGUGGACAAGCCACGAGUGAGAGCAUCAAUUAAACCCGGAACCGAAAGGGUCAGCUUUAACAAGAGCAAGGAUGCACAUGAACGUCUGUCGGUGAUGCUCCUGGGCAUGGACAGCCUGUCGCACCUGAACUUCCUGCGCCAGAUGCGCCAAACAGCGGACUACAUCCGGAAGCACCUGUCCCACGUGGAGCUAUGGGGCUACAACAAGGUGGGCGACAACACCUUUCCCAACAUAGUGCCCCUGCUGAGCGGCUUGGAUGACCAGGAACUCAAUCUGGCCUGUACGCCGAAGACAUUGCGGUCCUACGAUCGGUGCUCUUUCAUUUGGAAACGCUACCAGCAGGCUGGCUAUCGAACCGCCUUCGCCGAGGAUGUGGCACUGCUGUCGUCCUUUAACUACAACCAGAACGGGUUCAGGAAGCAGCCCACGGACUACUAUCUGCGGCCCAUGAUCAUGGAAAUGGAGAGGAAUGUGGCCUUUAAGAAGGACCUCAACAUGCACUUGUGCAUGGGCAGCCGCCGGACGGCUGAUGUGCUGCUGGAGUACAUGAGGAAACUGGUCCCGCGGAUGAGCGGCCAGCUCUUCUUCUCCUUUUUCUGGACCGUGGCCCUAACCCAUGACUACUUCAACUUUCCCUCGCUGCUGGACAAGGCCAUGUUGACGCAGUUAACGCAGCUGCAAGAGUCGGGAGUGCUCAAUCGCACGGUGGUGAUGCUGCUUUCAGAUCACGGACUGAGAUGGGGUUCCUUUCGUCGGACCUACCAGGGCAUGAUGGAGGAGCGACAGCCCCUGAUGAUAAUGCUCUAUCCGCCCUGGAUGAACGAACGGUAUCCGGAGGCGAUAGCGAAUCUAAGAUUGAAUGCCCGCCGACUGACCACACCAUUCGAUGUGCAUGCAACAAUGGUGCAGCUGCUGAAUCUGCGGGAUCUGGAGGCGGAUCAGUUGUUGCGCAGAUCGGCUGAGCUCGAGGAGCCGGACAGCACACUGCCACGGGGCAUCAGCCUGUUCGUGCCCAUUCCGGCGGCCAGGACGUGCGAGCAGGCUGGGAUUGCCGCCCACUGGUGCACCUGCCAUCAGCGACAGGAGCUGCCCACGAACGACCAGCGUGUGCAGCGGGCAGCGAGGUAUUUGGUGCGGCUAAUUAACAAUCGACUGAAGGAUAGCACACAGUGCAGGACCCUCUACCUGAACUCCAUACUGCAGGCCCUGAUUGCGGCGCCGCACUCGAAGAUCGUGAAGAACAUAUCCACGGACUAUGCGGUGGACAUUACCCUGCGGCUGCAGACGAAGCCCGGCUUGGGCGUCUUUGAGUCCACGGUGCGGAUGACGGGCUACACGACCGUCCUAACGGGCACCAUCAGCCGGUUGAAUCUGUACGGCAGCCAGAGCUACUGCCUCAAAGAUCCGGCCCUUAAGAUGUUCUGCUAUUGCCAUAGAUAAGCUUACGAACCUUUUUCCUCAAUGGAGUGUUCGACGUCAAAGACUUGAAACCCAUUUACGUAGCCUUAGCCAAGAAAAACCUAGUUUAUUUCUAUGAAAUAGCCGACGAUUGUAUUGUAUAAUAAUCCAAUUUUAGCCUUUGCCGUAAGGAGUUCCCAGUCUUAUGCACCUACUUAUAUAGCCAUGGUAGUUAUAGCGGAAUUUGUCUAUUUCCCAAUUACUUAGAGGACAAUAAACUGACAAAAAUACUAAUAAUCGUAA
Drosophila elegans is the source of this 2748-nucleotide messenger RNA. RefSeq lists its product as uncharacterized. The transcript is spliced from 2 exons. Bases 370 to 2487 code for a protein of 705 amino acids. NCBI's taxonomy places the organism in Eukaryota, Metazoa, Arthropoda, Insecta, Diptera, Drosophilidae. The record is from RefSeq and is a predicted model, not a curated record.